Messenger RNA from Ruditapes philippinarum (Manila clam), 1223 nucleotides. RefSeq lists its product as uncharacterized. Gene Ontology annotation, cellular component: large ribosomal subunit; mitochondrion. Gene Ontology annotation, biological process: translation. The transcript has 4 exons. Bases 78 to 869 code for a protein of 263 amino acids. Gene Ontology annotation, molecular function: structural constituent of ribosome. Lineage: Eukaryota; Metazoa; Mollusca; Bivalvia; Venerida; Veneridae. The record is from RefSeq and is a predicted model, not a curated record.
UGAAAAUGCAGUUUUCCGUACCGUAAUGCACCACGGUUUGGGGUUACGGUUGUUACAGAAUUUAUAAAGGUAAAAAAAUGGCUGCGCCCUUGAAGGCACAAUCUCUGGCCAGACUGUACACAAGUUUGAGACCAUGUGUAUGUGUGAACAGGUACAUGUCCAGUAAAAGAGACAAACGAGAUGACAAACCGCCUGCAUGGGCUGCACGCCAAGUUCCAACCGGAAACACUUUCUAUUCUAUGCAACUUUCAAAAAUGCAAAACAGAGAAAUAUGGAAAAGACGUAUGAAGUAUAUAAAUAGACCAUGGGAGAAGAUUGUGAUUGAUUACAAGAAACGUCAGGAGGAUACAGCUGAUAAUCCUCCCGAGGAUGCUCCAUUACUACUCAUGGUCAGACAAGUGUCAAAUCUAUGGGGAGUUCCUUAUUACCUAAAAGAUGUUCUUAAACGACUUGGUUUUAAAAAGCAAAAUCAGAUUGUUAUAUUGAAGAACAAAACCUUGACAUGUUCAGAUUUGAGGAGAGUGAAGCACCUUGUGGAGAUAUUUCCGGUCACAUUUCCUUAUGGUAUGCCCACAUCAGAGGAAGAUCUGGACCAUUGUUACAUCACAGAUAAUGGACAGUUUAUAGUGAAGAAAAAACUUGAACUUGUCGACCAAAUUGAAGAUAUUAAAAUAUCUGAUAAACUGCCCGAAAAUAAAUAUGAAAUGAAACAAGAACAUAUAGACAGAUGUUUGGAAUAUAGGAAAAUGAGGUACCAGAUAAGUCAGGAAUAUUUCCAGACAAAAUACGUCUACGAGAAAAACCAGGACAAAAAGGAGCAUCGCUACAAGGGUGAUCAGAACAUUGGAUUUGAUAAAAUAUGGCACUAAUCUGUUCAUAAGAGAACAAAGUUAAAUAAUUAAAUUAAAAUGCCCAUGUUUUGUAGGUGCCAAGAGAUUAAAUUAUCAAAUAAAAUUCCAUAAAUAUUGAAAGUAUGUUGCUCCUAACAUAUCAGAGACAGCAUCUUGUGUGCAAGCUCUUGUCUGUUUUGGGUGUUUCAGUUUCACUAAAGCAACAGAAGUUAUGUUCGAAUUUUGCAUACAUUUUAGAUUGUUAUCAAGAGUUACUAUGUAUGUUAACAUCAGCAAUGUUCUAAAAAUUAAUGCAGGAAAUGUUUCCUGCAAGUGACAUGUAGUUCCAUGUACAGUUAAUAUUUUUAACAAUAAAUUCAAAUAUAAAAGCAA